AUGUCGCUGACCGAUCACGAACUCGCCGCCAUCACGGUUGCUGAAAGGACAAAUUCAAUCCUCUCGGUCAUCGGAACGACCGUCGUGAUAGGCACGUUCCUGAGCUCACAGGCCUUUCGCAAACCCAUCAAUCGUGUCGUGUUUUAUGCCUCUUGGGCCAACAUUCUCACCAACGUUGGAACGCUGAUCUCUCGUUCUGCCAUUGUGAGAGGCGAGAAGGCGACUACUCUUUGCCGGUUUCAGGCUUUUAUAAUCCAGUGGCUGACCAGUGAGCGGUGGUGCAGGUUCAUGCCCGCCGACGCAUUAUGGACGUUUGCCAUGGCGUUCAACGUCUAUUUGACGUUUUUCCACAAGUACGAUGCUUCAAGCUUGAGGAAUCUGGAAUGGAAAUACCUCGUGUUGUGUUAUGGCUUGCCUUUCAUCCCACCAUUCGUGUACUUUUUCGUCUCCACCAGUUCCAAGGGACCUAUCUACGGCUCUGCGACGUUAUGGUGCUGGGUGUCUAUCGACUGGGACAUUCUCCGCAUUGCAGUCUUCUAUGGCCCAGUCUGGUCCGUCAUCCUCCUCACCUUCGCCAUCUACGCGCACGUCGGCAUUGACAUAGCUCGAAAACGGCGGCUUCUUCGGAGCUUCAAUAACGAUGUCCGUUUGGAGACUCGGUUGAACAAAUUCUUUGAGAUCCAUGCAUCCAAAGUCGUUCAUAUCACCAGCGAGGCGGCGAACAGCCACAGCAACGGCCAUAUUAACAGCAACAGUAGCAGCACCUCCAUGAAUGAGCAGGUAGUCGGAAAACCCGAGGGAAGGAUUUCUCUAGGCCAUUAUCCCGCAUACUCGGUGACUGUUGAAAGGGGCGAGGAUAUCCCAGAGCCACCGUCGGCGACUUCAGAAGCGAGAAGCUCCAGCUUUCAAUUCUCGUCGGGUUCCCGACGUCUACCGCGGACCGAGGUCAAUCCGGUCAAUUCUGCGGCAUUCGCGUAUUGCAAAUACGCCAUGUUGUACUUUAUUGCUUUGCUGGUUACAUGGGUACCAUCGACUAUAAACCGAGUAUACAGCCUUGUAUAUCCGAAAGACGCCAACUUCGGACUCGAGUUUGUCUCUGCUUUCGUGCUUCCCUUGCAGGGAUUCUGGAACAGCAUCAUCUAUGUUGCUGUUUCCUGGUCCACGAUUAUGGAUUUCGCUCGACGCUGGCGCGCCCAUCGCCCUCCAAAAGAGUCGUCUUGUAGAGUCAACACAGCAAUGAAAUUGAAGCGGUUUGUUGCGAGAGAGAGUAUUCGUCGAUACCACGACGCAGCAGGCCUCGGUGGACCGCAGCAUUCGGCGGCUUCUGGCGACACGGAGAGUACGACGCAGUUAGCGAGAGAUGAUGCAGGAGUAGAAGGGCAACAACAGCAACAACAGCAACAACAAGCCCCUCCAGCCGCUUCCCCCUCUCCCCCACCCCCUGCUCCGAUCCCCUUGACUCCAGGACCGCGCGCAACUCGUCUGCAGGAUAUCUACAGCAAGGCUCUUCGCGCGACCCUCAAAUCAAACUCAUACGAAAACUUUGCUGCUUGCUUCCCGACGCCUGCGCGACAUGUGCCCGCCAGUCUGGAAUCAGUGCAUCGUCAAUUGAAUGCUAAAUUAGAGGAAGGUGCCACGGCUGAGUUCAACGACAUCAUCAAAGAGCGCGAUGUCAUCAAGGGCUUGAAUGAGCUAGAUAGAUUGGUUGGAGAAGCCAGGCGUCGCAAAAGCCAGGGCGAGAGUGAGACUGCUGUGCCUCCGCACAUGCUUAAUGCAGAUGAUCUAUAUCGAGCUCACCUGACUCCCUAUCUACAACAAGCCGAAAGUGCUCUAAACGCCAAGCUUGAGGAGGCACAGUCUCAGAAUGCAGCGCUUGCAGAGAGAGUUAUAGCCCAGCGACAGGAGAUCGAGUCGCUGCUUUCGGGACUGGAAGCUGUAAUGGCUGACCUGGAAGGUUCGGCUAAAACAUCGACUCAGUACAGCAAGGCGCACAGUCUGCGACAGGAGAGUUUGCUGAUAGAUGAGGAAGUGAGAAAAGCGGACUGA
This is a messenger RNA of Talaromyces atroroseus, 2046 nucleotides long. RefSeq lists its product as hypothetical. Gene Ontology annotation, biological process: cell surface receptor signaling pathway; adenylate cyclase-activating G protein-coupled receptor signaling pathway. NCBI's taxonomy places the organism in Eukaryota, Fungi, Ascomycota, Eurotiomycetes, Eurotiales, Trichocomaceae. The transcript is spliced from 6 exons. The record is from RefSeq and is a predicted model, not a curated record. Gene Ontology annotation, molecular function: G protein-coupled receptor activity. Bases 1 to 2046 code for a protein of 681 amino acids. Gene Ontology annotation, cellular component: plasma membrane; MIS12/MIND type complex.